This is a messenger RNA of Pyricularia pennisetigena, 1083 nucleotides long. RefSeq lists its product as uncharacterized. The coding region runs from base 1 to 1083 and encodes 360 amino acids. The record is from RefSeq and is a predicted model, not a curated record. Gene Ontology annotation, molecular function: dioxygenase activity. Lineage: Eukaryota; Fungi; Ascomycota; Sordariomycetes; Magnaporthales; Pyriculariaceae. The transcript has 2 exons.
AUGGGCUACGCAAAGAACGACUCAAAGGCCGCAAACGCCUCUUCAGUCGAGAUCCCGUUCGACAUGCCCGUCAUUGACUACAAGGGUAUGCACGGGAGCCCUGAAGAGCGGGCAAAGUGGCUGAAUGAGCUGGAUAAGGGAUUCCAGACUUAUGGGUUCUGUUAUCUGUCUAAUUCCACCAUCUCUGAAGAACUGCUCGAGGAGGCAUUUGAGUGGUCACGCCGUCUCUUUGCGCUCCCGUUCGAGACAAAGAUGAAGGCAGAGCACCCUGCGUAUGAGACGCCUUACAGUCAUCGUGGGUAUGCCAAGCAGGGAGUGGGCCACACGGUGCAGCUGCUCUUCGACCACGACGAGAUUGAAAAGACCAAAAUCACAGAGCCCGAGAUCAAAGAGACCUUUGAGCUGGGCAACGGCCUCCCCAACAGCGGGCUGGUGCCCAACAACUACGUGCCCGAGGAGGACCUGCCAGGGUUCCGUGCGUUCCACGAGAAGUGGUUCGUGGAGUGCACCAAGCUGGCGCAGAGCCUGCUCAAGGACUGCGGCGACGCGCUGGGGCUCAAGGACCCGGAGCUGUUCUGCAAGCAGCACUCGAUGAACGACGCGCACAUCAGCCUGAUGCACUACCCGGAAAUCUCCAUCGAGCCCCUGCACAGCGGCAAGGCGGCGCGCCUGAACGCGCACACCGACUACGGCAGCCUGACCAUGCUCUUCCAGGGCGAGAUCGGCGGGCUCGAGGUGUACGACGGCGACGUCUUCAAGCCCAUCGUGCCCAAGAAGGGCACCAUCAUCCUCAACGUCGGCGACAUGCUGGAGCGCCAGUCCAACGGCCGCUGGAAGAGCUCGCUGCACCGCGUCGUGGGCCCGCGCGAGAUCAUGAUGCAGGAGGGCUACGACCCCAAGGGCACCGUGAUUGACAGGUACACCAUCGUCUACUUCUGCCAGCCCGACGCCUCUGUCAUGAUCGACACGGCCCCGGGGUGCGAGGAGCCGGGCGCCUGGAAGCCCACCAUGGUCGGAGACUGGGGCGACAAGAUGACUUCUCUCGAAUGGCUGCACAAGCGGUAUCUGGCCGAGUUUCACUGA